Molecule: messenger RNA, 2846 nt
Organism: Chionomys nivalis (European snow vole)
Lineage: Eukaryota; Metazoa; Chordata; Mammalia; Rodentia; Cricetidae
Product: zinc finger protein 709-like
Exons: 4
Coding region: 108-1523 (471 amino acids)
Biological process (GO): regulation of transcription by RNA polymerase II
Molecular function (GO): RNA polymerase II cis-regulatory region sequence-specific DNA binding; DNA-binding transcription factor activity, RNA polymerase II-specific
Source: RefSeq, a predicted model, not a curated record
CUGUGCGUUCUGUUGAGCAGCCCUGGGAGGCGCGGCGGGCUCGCGGCUCGGCUCUUCGCCGUGAGCACCGCCACCCCGUGCUGUGCGGCCAGCUCGGCAGCCACGCAAUGGCCUCAGUGAGCGUUGAGGACGUGGCCGUGCACUUCACCCAGGAAGAGUGGGCUUUGCUGGAUCCUUCCCAGAAGAGUCUGUACAGAGAUGUGAUGCUGGAGACCUGCAGGAACCUCGCUGCCGUAGGAUACAAAUGGAAAGACCAGAACAUUGGCGACCAUCAUAAAAAUCCUGGGAGAACUCUAAGAAGUUACAUGUUACAGACAUUCUGUGAGAAUGAAGGUGGUGACCAAGAUAGAGAAGAAUUGACUUGGAAACCAAAUCUCAGUAUGAGCAUGAAAAGUUCCCCUGGACUAAUACCGUGUGAAAAGAGCGUGUGGGGAAAGACAGCCUGGAAUCAUUCACCCGCUAGUAGACAUGCCACAUCUCACACUCAGUAUAAUCCACAUGAGCGUGAGAAAUAUGUGACCAAGCAAUGUAACUCCGAUUCUCUAAUAAGCUUCCAAAGGUAUAUGAGAACUCACAUUGUGGAUGGGCCAUGUGAAUGUGAGAUAUGUUUAAAAUAUUUUGGUUUUCCAAAUACACAGGAUCAGGAAACUGAUGGUGGAAAAAAUCCAUGUCAAUACAAGGAAUAUGGAAAGACCUCUGUUAAUAUUAGUUCAUCACGUACACAUGGAGGAACUCGUGCUGUAGAGAAAUGUUAUGAGUGUCAUCAAUGUGGUAAAGCUCUGAGCUCUUACAGUUCACUUAGAAGACAUGAAAGAAUUCAUACUGAGAAGAAACCCUAUGAAUGCAGACAGUGUGGGAAAGCCUUUAGAUACCACAGUUACCUUCACUUACAUGAAAGAAUUCACACUGGUGAGAGACCCUAUGAAUGCAGACAGUGUGGGAAAGCCUUUAUAUUUCCUGGUGCCUUGCAGGUACAUGAAAAAAUUCAUACUGGAGAAAAACAUCAUGAAUGUAAACAAUGUGGUAAAGCCUUUAGACGUCAUAGUGAUCUUCAAGUACAUGAAAAAAUUCAUACUGGAGAAAAACCUUAUGUAUGCAAACAAUGUGGUAGAGCUUUUAGACUUAACAGUCAUCGGCAGAGACAUGAACAAACUCAUACUGAAGACAGACCCUUUAUAUGCAAGCAGUGUGGCCGAUCUUUUGAACGUUACAAUAAUCUUGAGUUACAUGAAAAAAUUCAUACAGGAGACAGACCCUUUGUAUGUAUAGAAUGUGGCAAAGCUUUUGGAUGUUACAGUAAUCUACAAUUACAUGAAAAAAUCCAUACUGGAGACAGACCCUUUGUAUGUAAAGAAUGUGGUAAAGCCUUUAUAUGUCAUGGCCAUCUUCAGAGGCAUGAAACAACCCACACUGGAGAAAAACCCUAUGGAUGUAAACAGUGUGGGAAAGCCUUCAGUCGUAACAGUCAUCUUCAGAGACAUCAAAGAACCCACAAGCAGAUGUCUACAUGCCCCAGAAAGUAAUGACCCCACCAAAGUCCAACUAGGCAAACAAAUAGUUGUGUUGGGAUGACUUCUAGGAACAUGGACAACUCAUGGACAGCAGUAUCGUCAUUGUGUUACUCCAGCUGAGUCCUCAAAGGAGCUGCUGCUCUGGAGAUCUCUGCAAAGCUUGCAGGCAGCUCAGCUUACCCGGUGAGAAGCCUCCUCUCAGCAGGUGCUUACUGCUUUUGUAACCUUGGAGAAAGGCCUUGUCCAUCUAUUUUAAGGCUUUGUUUUCUGCAAUUUGUUACUUGUUUACUUACCAAGUCUCCAGCCUCCCUCUUCCUUCCUUCCUUCCUUUCUUUUUUUCACUCUUUCUUUCUUUUUUUUCUGAGACAAGGUUUCUCUGUGUAGCUCUGGCUGUCCUAGAUCUCGCUCUGUAAACAAGGCUGGUCUCAAACUCAAAGAGAUUCAUCUACCUCUGCCUCCCAAGUGCUGGGAUUAAAGCUGUGCCCAGCUCCAGCAUCCCUCGUAUAGGCAGUGUUUCAAUUUAGAGGAAAUUGUUAGCAGUCUUUCUGGCUCUUUCAUUGUUUUUUAUGUUUUUGAACCUUGGUAGAGUGGUAUACACAGCCAUCAAUGUCUAAGCACUGCACUCCUAUGCCACAGCAACCCUCACUUAGCAGCUUCACCAGUGGCUGUAGGCCCUUCAGCACUAAGGUCUUGCAUGUAGUUCUGGCAUGGAACCAGAAGCAGUGAUAGUAACCUUUAUGGUUUGUGGUACCUCAGGGGCCUCCUUGGGCAACAAAUUACAACAGGGAUCCCACGGCUGGCAUCAUAGCAUCUGUCAAGGCCAUGGUCAAGAACAGGCCUAAUCUGUCUUCAAGCUCACCAGCUCUUUUCCAUCUGAUAUAUUCAGCUGUUGAUGUUUUAUAUUACAUUUUAAAUUUUAUUGAGAGAACAUUUUAAUGUAAGUUUUCUGUUUAUUUUUGUUUCAGUUUUAUGUUAAUCUGAUAGAGUAACUGAAUUAUUGUUUGUGAAAUUCUGAAGUUCCUCAAGUUCCUUAAAACAUCAAUUAUAAUCUCUCAGUCAAUGAGUCUUCACGUGUUAGUUGCUGUUUGAUUGGCCACCGGCACUUUAUUUUGUUGAUCCUGUGAGCUUAUGGUUGUUUUGCUCAGAGCAGCUGCAAGCAUAACAAGUUGUUUACAGGAAAUUCAGGGUCUGGGUCCACAGCCCCCAACACUUACUUCCCAAGCACUAUGAUUAAAGGUCUGUAUCACCAUAACUGGCUGUUUUCUAAUCUUUUAAUUAAAAAGAAAAUGGAAAAACAAGCCAUCAAGUAAGAAUACCAAAAUAGCCAGUUGUAGA